Messenger RNA from Centropristis striata (black sea bass), 3488 nucleotides. RefSeq names its product SH3 domain containing 19 (gene sh3d19). NCBI's taxonomy places the organism in Eukaryota, Metazoa, Chordata, Actinopteri, Perciformes, Serranidae. The coding region runs from base 79 to 3267 and encodes 1062 amino acids. Gene Ontology annotation, molecular function: protein binding. The record is from RefSeq and is a predicted model, not a curated record. The transcript is spliced from 21 exons.
GUUAUACCGAGACAAAUGAGCCAGCUACAUGUGAAGAUUUCUGGUCGUCUUUUUCUAAAUUAAUUUCUCCAAACCUCGAUGGCUGAAGCCCGACGUGAAGAGGAGGAAGAGGGGGAGCGCAGCUCUCUGCGGGCUGCAGUCCGCAGCAGAAACCAGGCAACAGAUCAUCCUGAAAGAACCAAGCCAGAUCAUUUACAUUCAAGCCAAGGGCCUCUGUCUUCUAUACGAGCGGCCAUCAAACGAACGAGAACAAACUCUCAGAGUGACCUCACCCGAGACAGAAGGCGUCCUGAGAUCACCAUCGUCUCAGCAGAACCUCUGGCCAGUAACAGCUGGUUCUCAGGAAGUUCUGGUGUUUUCCCUCGUCCUCCUCAGUCAGGCUGGUCUGCAGGCGUCCAGGCUGUGUCCCAGCCCCCACCAUCCUAUGACCAGGUGAUUCAAGAGAAGACCCAGGAAGAGCACAUUGUCAAACCCACUGCAGCCCCCCGCCGGACCGCCUGCACCACCACAUGCGCCACGCAGACCGACCCUGUGAGGGAAGACACCUCCACCUCUGUCCCUCAGAGCAGCGCUUCUCCACAGGCAGCAGCCAAGAAACCUGCAGGUAAAAAGCCACAAAAACCACCCAGGCCGUCCCUGCCGAAACCAGCAGACAGAGUCGCUGAAGCUGUUGAACCUGCUGACGAGAAGGUUAAAACUAAUCCUGUAGCAUCCACAAACACUGAGGAGCGAAGUGACUCCAAGUCAGACGUAAAACAACAUAACCAAGCAGAUUCCACUCACAGCUGCAGCAGAUCUGUCACCGUGCACUGGGAUAUUCCCACAAAACAUCUCUCUGCUACUGCUGAAACUCCUCCACCACCAGACUCGGAACACAGUCAACGCCCCGUUCCACUUCCUCGAACAAAAUCUAGAAAAAAGUCGAUCCCAGAAGAUCAGACUUUGGUCAAGCUCAGUGAAAACUCUGACGAUGUUAACUCUGAUCCAGAAGUGCUCUCCUCCAAUAAGUAUUUAAAGGAGUUAUUGGAGGUUUUCAGCGCAGAUAAGGAGUGUGAGGAGAACACUGACGUUGCUAACCAAUCAGACGAGGCCUUACAAGGUGACGAUGCUGAAGAAGAGAUGAGCAACCUCCACAGUCAGCGCAGUAUCCGGGCCAGGAUCCAGGCCUUUGAGACCCAGACCAGCACCGAGGAGGGAAACGUGGUUGAACCGGCAAAACCGGAGCCUCGACCCAGAAAGGCACCUCCAGUUGCUGCGAAACCUUCUGUAGCUCUCAAACCUCAGUUAAACCACAGUAACGAUGAUGUCUAUGAAAACGUAUCGACCACAGAAAUCUACCAGAGCCCAACACCCGCCCCCAGACCGACCUCCCUGAAGAAACCUGUCGACCUUCCUGUAAAAGAGGAACUAGAGACGCUAUUCACCAAGAACAGGUCACGUCCUUCUGUGCUGACCAGAGCCAACAGCAUCCACGAAGAGGACACUAAACCAGUUCCCCCGACUCCUCCAGUGAAGCCGGUUAAGGAACCUCUGAAACCGAACCUCAAUAUAAACAACCACAACUCAGCCUCCAUCGCCACAGAGAACCUGUAUGUGGACAGUCCAACAAAGCCCAUCCCGACCCUGCCUCCACGGAGUCAGAGUGUGGACAGCAAUGGAGCGUCUUUCACCAGACAAAGCCUGACACGGAGACCGACCACCAUCAGGGUCCCCAGUAAAACUGGUUCAUUUUCGGAUAACUUUCAGGACAGUCCUCCUCCUCUCCCUGCUCAGAAGCCCGUCGGUUCCCUCAACUCCUCAGUGAACCACAGACAAAGCCAGACGCCCUUCCUCCCCCACCAGGAGUCUUUCCAGUCUGGGCCAGAGCCAUCACUACCACCCCGGAAGCCGAGUACAAACAAAACACUCCCACCUCCACGACCGCCUCCAGCCAAACCAGGCCCGGGAAGACCUCCCCCUCCCAGCCUUCAAACCACAGGGCGAUCCCACUCGGCAUCAUGGGACGCUUCACCUAAACUCCAGGCACAGAAGCCCCACAGGAAAAGCCCUGUCUUACCUCCACGGCCCAACCCAGGCCACCGUCUCUACAACAAGUACACUCUUCAGCUUCCUCAUGGGAUUGCUUCCAGCGACUACAAUGGGAGUAACACAGGAGAACUGUCAUUUCAGCAUAAUGAAGUGCUUCUGCUGCUGGAGGAGAUUGACCACAAUACGUUUGAGUGCCAAGUCGGAGACACCAGAGGCAGAGUCCACAAGUCUCGUAUGAUGGUCAUAAAUCCCUUGUCCCCCAUGUCAGACAUGUCCCUGCCACAGGAUGCCGGUUCAGCUGGUUCAAGUGGAGCUGGUCAUGAGCUUAAAGUGCAGGCCAUACAUGACUUCAAUCCAGAGGGUCCAGGGGAGCUGGGCCUGAGAGCAGGAGAUGUUGUCACCUCAGUGGAGCAGAUUGACAGCGAGUGGUACAGAGGUACCUGCAAGGGAUCUUCUGGGUUCUUUCCCAAAAAUUAUGUCAAAGUCUUGUCAAAUUCACCAAAACCCCUCCCUGAACGGAAAGCACGGCCACCACCUGCAACAGUCAGGGGCCCGAGAUGUGUGGCGAGGUUCGACUUUGAGGGGGAGAACAGUGACGAGCUGACGUUCUCUGAGGGCGAUGUGAUCCAGCUGAAGGCGUACGUUGGACAGGACUGGGCUCGGGGACAGGUGGGAGCCUCGACUGGUAUCUUCCCGCUCAACUUUGUAGAGGUGGUUGAGGAUCUGCCUCCACCCCCGAGUCAGCAGAAGAGACAGUCCAUCGGGAUAGCGCUGCCUGGCAUGGUUGCUUCUCAGAGUCCACACCCUGAAGUUGCCAAACCUGCUCAGGCUGCUCAGCCCAGUGAGGAGUGGGUUGUCGCUCUGUACAACUACGCUGGUAACUCAGAAGAAGACCUGUCAUUCCUAAAGGGCGACUGUAUUCGGAUCACGCAGCACCUUGAUGCUGAGUGGAGCUGCGGUCAUCUCAACGGCAAAGAGGGAAUGUUCCCCAGGGCUUUUGUAGAGAACAGCACAGGCCAGCAGAUGUCUAACAACCAGCAGAGUGGAGCUGCUGCUGCUGCUGCUGGAGGUGUGAGAGGCAGAGCGAUGUUCAACUACACGUCAGACUGUGACGAAGAGCUCUCUCUGCAGGUCGGGGAUAUUAUAACAGGUCUGGAGUCCGUUGAUGGAGAGUGGUUCCUGGGUGAUUUGAGAGGCAAACGGGCUCUGGUGCCUAAAAACUAUGUACAAGUACUGUGACAGCACCAUGUGGCUGUCAGCACAACAAACAAAGGACACUGUUGGAGGACCAGAAUUGAAAUAACAUCGAGGACAGAUGUUUUUUUUAGUUAACUUUAUGGAACUGGAAUGCAGUAUUUCAUCUCUGAGUAGUGCAAAAUAUUUUUUCAUCUGCUGUCUUAACUUAAAAUGAAGUGUUUGCUUAAUAAUUUAUCAUGGAUUUAAAUAAACAUGUGAGUAAA